AUGCGUAAACAAAACAAAACGUCUCAACAACUACAGUCUACAACGGGAUCGGGACCAGAGGUGGACAAGUCGACGGCGGAACCCGCAAUGCCCCAGACACCUUCUCUAGGGACUCCCGGUGAUCUGACUGAGCUAACGUCAGAAAUAAAACUUUUACGUGGUGACAUGUCAAACCUCAGGAACCAACUAUCUUCUGCUUUGGACUCCCUGGCUAAGUGCCAAACCCGUAUGGAUGAAAUAAACGGCAAACUCGCAGACACCGAGCGCCGGCUGCAGGCUUUGGAGGACCAGCAAUCGCAAAAUGUACGCAUUAAGGCUACAUUACAGGACCUUGAAAACAAGUACAACAUGCAAGCACAACUUGCUUUAAGAAAUGAAAUAGAAAUCAUCGGUUGCCCAGAAAUCAAAAACGAAAAUCUACAUCACACUACAAUGGCCAUAGCCACCAAGAUUGGUAUCAGUGUAUCGGAACUAGACAUAGACUUUGUUUCAAGAGUGGGACCCAUAAGAAAACAAUCCAGCAACGAGUCUAGCCAAGCACCACGGCCUGUGAUUGUACGUUUUGCCCGCCGGAAGGUAAGAGAUGACUUUCUAGUAAAAUCAAAAACCCGACGAAAUCUGGAUACUGCGGAUAUUAUCACAGAAUGCACCCCACAGAAACUAUACAUUAAUGAACGACUUACUUACGAAAACCGUCUGUUAUUUCGUAGAACCAGAGAGCGGGCGGGCCAGGCAAACUUCAAAUACUGUUGGACUCGAAGUGGAUUCAUCUACACAAGAAAGCGAGACGGUGCAGAGGCCAUCAAGAUCACCAGCUACGACUGUAUCGACCGCGUCUUUGGAUCUCCACAGCAGCCUGAACUUGCUUCUAAAGGCUGCCCUGAUGUGUAA
This is a messenger RNA of Leguminivora glycinivorella, 891 nucleotides long. RefSeq lists its product as uncharacterized. Lineage: Eukaryota; Metazoa; Arthropoda; Insecta; Lepidoptera; Tortricidae. The record is from RefSeq and is a predicted model, not a curated record. Bases 1 to 891 code for a protein of 296 amino acids. The transcript has a single exon.